Molecule: messenger RNA, 15104 nt
Organism: Alosa sapidissima (American shad)
Lineage: Eukaryota; Metazoa; Chordata; Actinopteri; Clupeiformes; Clupeidae
Product: protocadherin Fat 3
Exons: 31
Coding region: 85-14607 (4840 amino acids)
Biological process (GO): homophilic cell-cell adhesion
Cellular component (GO): plasma membrane; cell-cell junction
Molecular function (GO): calcium ion binding
Source: RefSeq, a predicted model, not a curated record
CGCGACUGGAUAGAGUUUACUGAAGUCCCGAUUCAGAGGGUCACGGUGCAUUUUCCCCCACCCAAAGGGUGAUCAGAUGAUGGCAUGGCUUUGAAGAGAGGUCCAGGGGACGGCAUGAUGGGUCACCUCCCCUGCCUGGGCCUGGUGCUGCUCCAUUUCCUCCAGAGCUGGGGCCAGCUGCUGCAGUUGAGGACGCCCCCGUCCACUUUCCAGUUCACCGACGGCAUCUACAACACCACCAUUUAUGAGAACUCCGCCGCCAGGUCGUACGUCCGUAGCGAGGUGAAGAUGGGCAUCUCCCUGGUGGGUCGGCGCUCCAUGGACAUCAUGUACGCCAUCGAGUCAGGUGAUGAUGAGGGGCUCUUCCAGGCCGAGGAUUAUAUCUUGGGAGACUUCUGCUUCCUCAGGAUACGGACUAAUGGAGGGAAUGCCGCCAUUUUGAAUCGUGAAGUCCAGGAUAAUUACACGUUAAGUGUGAAAGCCACCAGCAAAGGUGGCCUGGAGGCAUUCGCUAAAGUGAACGUGCAAGUUCUUGACAUGAAUGACCUUCGACCUUUAUUCUCGCCCACUUCCUACUCUGUAGUUGUUCCCGAGAGUGCUGCUCUGGGUGCUAGUGUCGCCCAGGUGACCGCCACCGACGCCGACACAGGUUCCAACGGAGAGUUCUACUACUUCUUUAAAGUUCGUGUAGAAAUAUUUGCCAUCCAUCCGACCAGUGGUGUUAUUUCUCUGAUUGCCAGACCUGACGCCAGCUCACAAAACAGAUAUGAACUCGACGUCCUGGCUGUUGACAGAGGGAUGAAGGUUUAUGGAAACACUGGAGCCAGCAGCACGGCCAAAGUAACUAUCACAGUGGAACGGGUCAAUGAGUUUGCACCAGUUUUGAACGCAGUCGCUCUCACCCCAUCUUUGGCAGAUAAGGAACCGAUAUAUGCUGUAAUCACUGUGGAAGAUUUAGAUGAUGGACUGAAUGGAGACAUAGAAUGGGUCUCCAUUAUAGAGGGAGACCCACAGGAACAGUUUGUUAUUGAUCGAUCUGCUGUUGGCAAUCAAUACAGGGUUAAGAUGUCUGAAUCGGUAGCCUGGGAAAAAUUUCCAUACGGUUGCAACCUCACGCUCCAAGCGAAGGAUCGAGGUAUGCCGCCCAAGUACUCUAAUGUGCAGUCUAUUCAGUUAUUGAUUGAGAAGCCACAGGCUGUCCCAGUCAGAUUUGAAAAAGACAGUUACAGUGUAACACUGAAUGAGAUUUCCCCACCAGGGAGCAUCGUUGAGACGAUAAGGGUCACUCCUCAACCGAAAGGCGUGGGCUACAGCCUGACAUACACAGCAGAGUCAGAUUAUUUUAUCAUUAACAGUCGAACAGGUGUGAUCACUACCGCAAGAAGAUUCACCACAAUGGUCCAAGAUGCGCUUGAGCUUGAGGUGAUGGAGACUCGCUCGGAGCUGAAAGUAAAAGUGCAAGUUAGCAUACAGGAUGCUAACGACAACAGUCCUAUCUUCGCCAAGACAUCAUACGAUGUGGCCAUCAACGAGGGUUUGCCGGUGGGGACUGUGAUACAGGUGAUAUCUGCCACAGAUGCUGAUGCAGGGGAGAAUGGAUACUUAACGCACAGUUUGGCCGGUGCCCUGCUGUUACCUUUCAGCAUUGACCAGAACACGGGUGAGCUGAGGGUAACGCAAGAGCUCGACUUUGAGACUUCGGCCGAGACGUUCCGAUUCGCGGUCAGGGCCUCAGACUGGGGCUCGCCCUACAGACGGGAGAACGAGGUCAAUGUCACCGUCCGCCUCCUGAACAUCAAUGACAAUCCACCUCUGUUUGAGCGCACAGAGUGCACAGGGGUGAUUGGACGGGAUUUCCCUGUGGGGCAGACUAUCAUGACUAUGUCAGCCGUGGACGUGGAUGAGCUGGAGACGGUCAAGUACAAGAUAGUUUCAGGUAAUAAGCAAGAUUUGUUUAACCUGAACCCAGACUCUGGGAUUCUGUCCCUACGCCGGUCACUUAUAUCAGUUGGAAUAGGAAGUGGACAGUUCUCCUUGGUCGUUGUGGCGACAGACGGAGAGCUCUUUUCAGAGACCACCUUUGUGAAUAUCUCUGUUAUGAGGGGAAGUGCACCUUCUAGAAAGUUCAACUGCAAGGACACAAGGGUUGCUCUGAUAUUAGCUGAGAAACUCCUCAAGAAAGCCAAGGCCAUGGAUAAGCGCAAGACGGAUGACACCUACACAGACAUCUUCUCCGUCAACAGACAGACCCCUCAAUUUGAGACCUUUCCCUCUGAUAUAUUAGUGCGCGAGGACUUACCUACUGGAGACAGUGUGUUCAAAGUCAAAGCACAAGAUGGUGACACGGGCUUAAAUGGGCGCAUUAUCUAUGCUAUAUCUAGUGGCAAUGUUGACAGUUGCUUCAACAUUGACAUCGAAAGUGGUUUAAUAACUGUCUAUCAACCGUUAGACCGUGAAAAGAAUGACCGGUAUCUCCUUAAUAUAACUAUAUAUGAUUUAGGUCUUCCUCAGCGAGCCAACUGGAGGCUAUUGACUGUAAACAUUGAGGAUGUGAAUGACAACAGUCCUCAGUUCCUACAGGAUAGCUACACUGUUAGUAUUCCAGAGAACAGAGCCAUUGGUAGUGAGGUGAUUCAGGUGACGGCCGUGGACAACGACUUAAGUUCAAAUGGAGAAAUCUUCUACACCUUACUCACCAGUACCCCUCAGUUUGACAUCAACAGAGAGAGUGGCACCAUUUUUGUAAAGGCACAGCUGGACCGGGAGUCGGUCUCAGAUUUUACUCUGAAGGUCGAAGCGAGAGAUAAAGCUGAGAAGGGCAACCAGAUGUUUUCCGUCACAACUCUGCGGAUCUUUCUAGACGAUGUAAACGACUGUGCCCCAGUGUUCAUUCCCAGCAGCUACAGCUGCCGAGUGCUGGAGGACCUUCCCGCGGGCGCGGUGAUCGCCUGGAUUCAGACGCAGGACCGCGACCUGGGCCCGGGAGGGUCCGUCACGUACUCCCUGACCAACGACUUCUCAGGGACGUUCGAGGUUCACCUCGAGAGCGGGGCAGUCAGGGUAGCCAGAGACCUGGAUUACGAGACUCAACAGUUCUACAACCUCACGGUGGUGGCCGAGGACGGUGGCUCGCCAGAUAAGCUGCAGUCUGUGUCUUACGUCGAGGUGGAGGUGGUGGACGUCAACGAGAACUUGUUCGAGCCUUACUUCACAGACUUCGUCCUCAGGGGGUUUGUGAAGGAGAACUCACGCCUCGGCACGAGUGUCAUGCAGGUGUCUGCCCAGGACGAUGACAAGGGUCGAGAUGGAGUCGUCCGAUACACCAUAAAAUCAGGAAGUGGCCUCGGAAGAUUUUCCAUCGAUGAGGAAACAGGCCUCAUCUACACAACGGGUACUCUGGACUGUGAGACCCAGGAUUCGUACUGGCUGACUGUUUAUGCCACUGACAGGGGUGUAGUUCCCCUCUCCACCUCCAUCGACGUCUUCAUCCAGGUGGAGGACGUCAAUGACAACGCUCCGUUGACCUCUGACCCCAUAUAUCACCCGUACAUUCCGGAGAAUUCUCCCAAAGACGUGUCCGUCAUUCAGAUCCAGGCUGAGGACCCUGAUGCCACGGCGGUCAACAGCCGUCUGACCUACAGGAUAACGGCAGGGAAUCCGCAGAACUUCUUCGCGAUUGGUCAGAGUACAGGACUCAUCACAACCACAUCCAGGAAGCUGGACCGCGAACAACAGGCUGAACACUUCCUUGAGGUGACUAUUAUGGAUGGGAGUGAGAGCUCUCGGCAGGCCACAGUAUGGGUCAUCGUCCACAUUCAGGAUGAGAAUGACAACAAGCCCGAGUUUCCAGAGACCGUCUACCGCAUCAGCGUCCCAGAGAGGGGGCGCAGCAAGCGGGGGGACCCCAUCUACAGGGUGUUCGCCUACGACAGAGACGAGGGGGCCAACGCCGACCUGACCUACAGCAUCCUCGACGGCAACCAGGACGGCAAGUUCUUCAUCGACGCCAAGACGGCCAUGGUGUCGUCCAGGAAGAUGGUCAAUGCAGGCAGCUUUGACAUCCUCACGAUAAAAGCAACAGACAAUGGCAAUCCCCAGAAGUUUUCCACAACCCGCCUCCAUAUUGAAUGGAUCCGCAAGCCGCUCCCUUCGUCAUCGCCCUUGCUGUUUACGGCACCUUUCUUCAAUUUCAGUGUCCCCGAGAAUGCCAAGGUGUCUGAAGCAGUGGGGACAGUCUCAGUUCACCAGAACACCAUACCACUGUGGUUUGAUAUCUCCGGUGGUCGCACAUCUCAAGAGAUGUUCUACAUACCUCAGACCCCAUGUGCUAACUGCUCUAUUGAAACAGGAAGUUAUGAUGGCCCGUUUGACAUUAAAAGAGGAAUGGGAACCAUUGUGAUUGCGAGGCCUUUAGAUGCAGAGGCCCAGUCCCUUUACAACAUGACUGUACAGGUCACAGACGGUACAAACACAGCAACCACUCAGGUAUUCAUCAGAGUCCUGGACAGCAACGACAACGCUCCGGUCUUCUCCCAGCCUUCAUACGACAUCACCGUCUCCGAGGAGACUCCAGCGGACACGGAGGUCUUAAGGGUGUCCGCCACAGACCUGGACAAGAGAGCCAAGCUGAGCUACUCCAUCCAUGGCAGCGUGGACCCAGCCAGCAUGAGGAUGUUCCAGAUCAACCCCGGCACUGGCGCUGUGUACACAGCCGACCGGCUGGACUUUGAGGCCCGCACUCAGCAUGUUCUCACCAUCAUGGUGAAGGAUCAGGAGUUUCCGUACUACAGAGAUCUGGCUAGAAUCUUUGUGGUGGUGGAGGACGCAAAUGAUCAAGCCCCUUAUUUCACAAGUACAGUGUACGAUGGGGUGGUCUUCGAGUCUGCUGCAGUUGGAACGCCAGUCCUGCAGGUCACUGCACUUGACAAAGACAACGGGAGAAAUGGAGAACUUAUCUACUCUGUUGAAGCAGGAAACACAGGGGGUGCGUUUAACAUCGACCCACUCACUGGAGUCCUGUCUGUGGCCAGAGAGUUGGACCUCACCUCGGUAGGAUACUACACGGUCACGGUGCGGGCGAUCGAUGGUGGCACGCCGCCCCUCAGUGCCACUGCCACAGUCAGGAUCGCUGUCGCUCUGUCCGUCAUCUCCAGCCCCAAGUUUACCCAACAGGAGUACCAAGCUGAAAUUACAGAGAACGUAGCAGUAGGGAGCUAUGUCACCACCGUCAGUGCGAUCAGCCGAACGGCACUCAUCUAUGACAUUGUCCAGGGAAACAGCGAAAGGAGAUUUGGCAUCAACCGCUACACUGGGGUCAUUACGACGCAAAGGCUCCUUGACUUUGAGGCUUCGGCAUUCUACACCCUUAUCAUUGAGGCGGUUAACAUGGCAGAGAUAGCCUCCAAUGCCACUGUCUCCAUACAGAUAGUGGAUGACAAUGACAACCCGCCGGUGUUCUGGCAGCUGAGGUACACAGGAACUAUCAGUGAGGCUGCACCCGUUAACAGCGUGGUUAUGAGUGAGAAUGGCAGCCCGCUGGUGAUCCAGGCUGUGGAUGCAGACCGGAACCAGAAUGCCCUCCUGGUCUUCGAUAUUGUCGAAGAUACCGCCAAAUCGUUUUUCACUGUGGAUUCCGGAACAGGAUCGGUCAGGACCAUUGCCAACUUAGACUACGAGACCUCCUCAGAGUUUUACUUUCGGGUCAACGUGAGGGAUAGUGGGAGGCCUCAGCUGACUGCUGAGAGACUUGCAGAGGUUGUCAUUAAGAUCACAAACACAAACGACUCUCCCCCCAAGUUUUCCCAGGAGGCCUAUGACGCCGUCCUGCUCCUCCCUACCUAUGCUGGUGUGGAGACCCUAAGAGUCGAGGCCUCUGACCCAGACUUGAGUGGACAGGGUAGUGACCUCAUCUACUCCCUGGCUGACAACAGCAUAGACCAGUUUGCCAUGGACCCUUCAACCGGUGUGCUCUCGGUGAGAAACAGCAGUCUCUCCAAGGACCGCUACCGCUUUAAUGUGAAAGCUUCCGACGGGCGUUUCUUCAGCACGGCAUUGGUGACAGUGGUUGUGAGGGAAUCCAUGGACAGCGGACUUGUUUUCAGCCAGCCUUCCUAUGUGUCCUCAGUGCUGGAGAACAACGUGAACGUCACCACGGUCGCUGUGGUCAACGCCGUUGGCAGCCGGCUUAACGAGCCCCUGAAGUACACCCUCUUGAACGCUGGGGUUCGCUUCGCGGUUAGACCCACAUCAGGAGUCAUCCAGACCACAGGGAUACCGUUUGACCGUGAGGAACAGGAGUCGUAUGACUUGGUGGUGGAGGCUAGUAGGGAGUAUGACCGAUUGCGAGUGGCGAGGGUGACUAUUACUGUUCAGGUGGAGGAUGUAAACGACAAUGCCCCAGAGUUCAUUGGCUUGCCAUACUACGCCACUGUGCAAGUGGAUGCUGAGCCUGGCUCGCUAAUUUUCAAGGUGUCUGCCACAGACCGUGACAAAGGGGUCAAUGGAGAGGUGUUCUACACACUGAAAGAGGAGCACAGGAACUUUGAGGUCAACCGUCUAACUGGUGAGCUUCUCUUGAAAAGGUCCUUCGAUGCUGAUCUGUCAAACGUUGAAUAUAAAGUGGUUGUCCUUGCCUGGGACGGAGGCUAUCCGUCACUCUUCACUGCUGUGGAUGUGCCUAUAACAGUCGUUAACAAGGCAAUGCCUGUUUUUGAAAAGCCCUUUUAUGGAAUAUCAGUCCUAGAGGACAUCCCAGUAUCGACCCCUAUUCUCAGCAUCAAUGCCACCAGCCCUGAGGGUCAGAAUAUCAUAUACACAAUUGUGGACGGAGACCCCUUCCUUCAGUUUGACAUUGGCUUCGACACCGGGGUCAUCAGUGUUGUCUACCCUUUAGAUUUUGAGGUCAACCCCUACUACCGCUUAACAGUGCGAUCCACAGACACUGUUACGGGGGCGAGGUCAGAGGUUGAUGUGGACAUUGCUGUGCUGGAUGUUAACGACAACGCUCCCAUCUUCGAGAAGUCAUCUUACACAGCCACGAUUGCUGAGAAUUCAAUGAUCAGUUCUGCUGUUCUGCAGAUCUUGGCCACUGACAAAGAUUCGGAGAAGAACAAUUUGAUCCGCUACCAAAUUUUGUCCGAUGCCUUCAACAGCACAGAGUAUUUUAUUGUUGACAGCAGCAGUGGGCUUGUCCUGACCACCCGCAUGCUUGAUUAUGAGCAAACACAGCGUUAUGGCUUCAUCGUAAGAGCAACAGACAAUGGGGACCCUGCACAAAGCAGUGAGGUUUCUGUCACCGUCCUGGUCAUUGACACUAAUGACAAUCCUCCAGCGUUUAAUCAACCACUCUACGAUGCCUUUGUGAGUGAACUUGCUUCGAGGGGCCAUUUUGUGACCUGUGUCCAGGCGUCAGAUUCAGACAGCUCGGAUGCAGACCGAUUGAGAUACAGCAUCCUCUCAGGAGACGACAGGAUGAACUUCUUCAUGGGCGCUGAAACGGGAAUCAUCACUCUAUCCAAUCAGCGUCGACAGGGAAUGAAAUCUCUCUACAACCUGAACGUGUCCGUCUCUGAUGGUGUGUUCACGAGCACUGCGCAGGUAAACAUCCGCGUUCUUGGGGCUAACCUUUACAGCCCGGUGUUCAACCAGAGGUUCUACCUGGCCGAGGUGAGAGAAAAUGCCCCAGCCGGUUCCCGGGUUAUACAAGUGAGAGCAACAGACGAGGACUCUGGGCUCUUUGGACAGAUUGUGUACUCGUUCAUCAACGACAUUGGGAAGACUCAGUUCAACAUAGCUCCGGACGGUCUGAUCACUACAGCACAGAAGCUUGACAGAGAGAGCCCGGCGAACAGAGACAUAGUGCUAACUGUAAUGGCGUUGGAUGGGGGAGGUCGAGCGUCCUUCUGCACUGUUCGUGUGAUACUUGCCGAUGAAAAUGACAAUGCCCCUCGUUUCCGUGCCGUGGAGUACAGGGUGAGCAUCAAAGCGAAUGCCCCCAUGGGCUCUCUGGUGACUCAGAUCCAAGCCCAGGACCCUGAUGUGGGGACUAACGGCCGGGUGAGUUACUCGCUCUACAGCGAGGCCCGGCUUCCCCUUGUGGAUGUUUUGGAGAUAGAGCCGGACAGCGGCUGGAUGGUGACCAAGGGCAGCGUGGCGCACCUAAGAGGAACGGUCUUGUCAUUCUUCGUCAAAGCCACAGAUGGAGGAACCCCUGCCAAACACUCCCUUGUCUCGGCCUUCAUCCAUGUGCUCCCUCCUGAAGCAACCAUUCCCUCCUUCACCCAGCCUCAGUACUCGUUUACGGUACCAGAAGAUACGCCUGCAGGAUCAGCGCUGGGUUCCGUCUACCUGAGCCUUGGUCAGACCGGAAUGUUUGCCGUGGUGAAUGGAGAAACCGUGGAGAGCAAUCUCGGAAGCACGUUUCUAGUCGAGCGAGAAACAGGACUCAUCCGGCUAGUGAAGGCGCUGGAUUACGAGGCUGUCAGCAACUUCCGCUUCAAGGUCUCGGCCACUAUGAGGCAGGACUUUGUCGAGUCCAUCUCCGUGGUGGACGUGGAGGUGAAGGUCCUGGACAUCAACGACAAUCAGCCCACCUUUGAGACGAGCUCGUACGUGGCCAUGGUCAUGGAGGGAUUGCCCAUUGGCACCAGGGUGAUCCAGGUGAGGGCUCUAGACCCCGAUUGGGGGUCCAAUGGGCAGGUCACCUACAGCCUUGGGACGAUUGAUAAUGCAGUGAUGGACCCGAUAUCUAGUACCAACUCGAUGUUUGCUAUUGACAGUAAGACAGGAUGGAUCACCACCGUCGGAGUAUUGGACCAUGAGACGUCCCCCUCUUAUGCUUUCAGCAUUGUGGCCUCUGAUCUCGGGGAGCUUGUGUCGUUGUCCUCCACAGCUGUGGUGAGCGUUACUGUUGCUGACGUGAACGACAACCCACCAACUUUUGAGAGGGACUACUACAGGGGUGCGGUAAGGGAGAGCGACCCACCUGGGGAGGUUGUGGCAGUCCUGAGCACCAGAGAUGGAGACACUUCGGACCAGAACCGCCUCGUCAGUUUCCACAUUGCAGGUGGCAAUCCCAAAGGAGCUUUUGCUCUCACCCCAGUGAAGGGAGAGUGGAAAGUGUUUGUGAAGCGCCCGCUUGACCGUGAAGCGCAGGACCUGUACGUCCUUAACAUCACGGCCAGUGACGGCCUCUUCAUGACCACGGUGGGAGUUGAGGUCACAAUCAUGGAUGCCAAUGACAACAGCCCUGUGUGUGAGAAGGAUCUCUAUGAGAGCUUAAUCCCUGAAGAUGUGCCCAUCAACAAAGGCAUCCUAACCGUGGUCGCCACAGACAAUGAUGUUGGCACCAAUGCAGACAUUCAGUAUUCACUAUUUGGCAUUGGAGUGGAGGACUUCUAUAUGGAUGCCAAUACAGGUGAGUUGAAGAUAGCCAAUGCCCUUGACCGGGAAAGGAUUCCCGUCUAUAAGCUGAUAGCCCAGGCUGCAGACGGAGGGGGCCUGUUCUGUCGCUCCGAGAUCUCCCUGACUGUGCUGGACGUGAAUGACAACCCACCCUCCUUCACGUUCACUCAGUACCUGGCCAGUGUCUUUGAGAACGCCUCUCCCAAAGCGCUCAUCACUCGGCUGCAAGCCAACGACCUUGACGAAGGUGUAAACAGGAAGGUGGUGUACUCUCUGCUUGACUCUGCUGACGGCGUGUUUUCCAUCGACGCCUCCUCUGGUGUCGUUGUUCUGGAAAAGUCUUUGGACAGAGAGUCGCAGGAAAUGUUUAAGAUCAGGGUGCAGGCGUCUGACCGCGAUGCUGCCGAGGGUGCUCUGUCCUCCGUGGUGGACCUCACCGUCAUGGUUCUGGACGUCAACGACAACCCACCCGUCUUCCAGAAGCCGGAUUACGCCGUCACCAUUCCAGAAGACGUUGCUGUGGGCGCCGAGGUGCUGCGAGUGUUUGCCGCGAGCGACGAUAUUGGAGCCAAUGGCGAGAUCUAUUACAGCAUCCGCUCUGGCAACGAGGAGGGGAAGUUUGCUAUUGACGUAGCCAAAGGCACCAUCACCAUAGCCGAUGAUCUGGACUUCGAGGUGUGUAAGGAUUACUUCCUGAAUGUGGAAGCCUGGGACGGCGGGAACCCACCCCUGAGCACCACUGCAAUGGUAACCAUCGAGCUGAUGGACGUGAACGAUAACGCCCCCUCCUUCAGCGAGGAAAUAUACAACGUAAUAAUUAGCGAGGACGCCAGCAUCGGGGAGACAGUGAUCAGGUUGAUGGCCGAGGACAUGGACAGCCAGGUGAAUGGACGCAUCACUUACUCCAUUCUGAGGGGCGACCGCAGGAACCAGUUCUGGAUUGACCCCAUAACAGGACUCCUCAAAGUCAACAAGGAACUAGACAGAGAAACGGUCUCCAGCUACUCCCUGGCUGUCCAGGCGUUUGACAGCGGCUCUCCGGCCAUGUCCUCCACCGUCACCAUCAACGUGGAGAUUUCUGACGUGAAUGACAACCCGCCCGUCUUCUCCCCAGCCAAUGCCACUGCUGUCAUCCAGUUGGACCAACCAGUGGGCACCAGCAUCCUGAAACUGAUGGUGACGGACAAAGACUCGCCUCGUAAUGGCCCUCCUUUUGAGUUCAGCAUCCUGUCUGGCAACGAGGAUGGAACCUUCGUCAUCGACCAAUUAGGAGAGCUCCGCUCCAGCCGCAUGAUUGGUCCAGAGACCACCAGAGAGUACACUUUGGAAGUCCAGGCGAGCGACUCGGGGAAGCCUCCUUUAUCGUCCAGCUCAUUUGUGUUUGUGCGUGCCAUCGGGGACAGCCUGUUCAAGCCUGUGACCAACCCCCUGGACAUCAGGGUGGUCAUGCCCACGGACGCGUUCCCUGGCGGCGUGAUCGGCCGCAUCUUCGCUACCGACCGCGACGUCAACGACGUCCUCUCCUUCACACAGCGGCCGCGGCCCAAGAGCCUGUUCAAGAUCAACCGGCAGGACGGCAAGAUCGUGGCACUGGCCGGCCUGGAGCCCGGGCGCUACUUCCUGAACGCCACGGUGAGCGACGGCCGCUUCUCGGUGACCACCGACGUCACUGUGGUGGUGGAGCAGGCCACGGACGAGAUGGUGCGCUCGGGGGCUACUCUCCGCUUCCAGGACGUCAGCCCUGAGGACUUCGUGGGGAUCCACCUGCCCAAGAUGAGGGCCAUCCUGCAGAGCCUGGUCGGGUCAGGGUCCACCACCACCACCACCACUGUUGCCGCGGGCAACGUCCCCCCGCCAGGGCAGGACCCCGUCCACCUGCUAAGCGUCCAGCCUGUGGGUCGGGGGGCGCUCCUGGAGGUUCUGCUGGCGGUGGAGAGCCCGGACGGGGGGUUCUACAGCCCCAGCGAGCUGGCCCUGCGGCUUGGGGACGUGGGCGAGGCACUGAGCGGGGUGGCCAAGCUGGUGGGCGUUCUGGAUCAGAGCUGUUCGGGAGGGCUGGAGUGCUCAGGGGACCAGGUGUGUGAGCAGAGCCUGACGCUGGACCCCAGCUCACUGGUCACCUACAGCACCGCCCAGGUCAGCCUGGUGUCGCCGCGCUUCACCAGGACAGAGAGAUGCACCUGCCCAGGAGGUGCGUGUCCAGUGCCCCUGGAGCUGUGUGAGGGACAGGCGUGUCCGCUGGACAUGCAGUGCGUGCGCACUGGCCCCACAGCGCCCUCUGUCUGCCAGUGCCAGCCUGGCAGCCUGGAUCAGUGUGCAGGCCAAACCUCCCUGAGCUUUGCGGGGAACAGCUACAUUAAGUACAGAGUGACGGACGGCAGCUGGAGUGGGGACAUGAAGCUGAGCCUCCGCAUCAGGACGCUGCAGAGCAGAGGGGUCAUCAUGUACACGCGCGGUGACCCCUGCACCAUGCUCAAGAUUGAGGAGGGGCGCUUGUGUUUCCAGCUGGACUGUGACAACAACGCGGACGUGCUGGGCAUCUCAGGCCGGCCAAUCAACGACGGGCGCUGGCACGCCGCCACGCUGGAGCUGACACAGAACUCCACGCUGCUCUCGCUGGACGACAGCUACGUGGAGAGCCGACGUGCCGCCCGCGCUCCACUGCCCGUCUGGCCCCUCGCCACCGACGGAUCGCUCUUCUUCGGAGCUCAGGUCCGUCCACCGGCGCUGCGUCUGAAGCGGCCUCCGCGUGCCCAGGGCGGCUUCCAGGGCUGCCUGGGCGGGAUGGUGCUCAACGGCAACGAGCUGCCGCUGCAGAACAAGCGUAGCCGCUACGCCGAGGUAGCCGCCGUCAGCGAGGUCAAGCUGGGCUGCAUCCUCUACCCUGACCCCUGCGCCACACAGCCAUGCCUCAACAUGGCCCUCUGCACCAGCCUGCCAUCUGGAGCGUUUGAGUGCAGCUGCGGAGCACAGUACACGGGGGAGCGCUGCGAGACGGAGGUCACGUCCUGCAUGCCCAACCCCUGUCAGAACGGAGGAGACUGCAAGGCUGUGGGCACCACCUUCCUCUGUGGCUGUCCGAAAGGAUUUGCCGGCCUCCUGUGUGACGAGGACGUGAACGAGUGCGAGCGUGAGGUGUGUGACAACGGCGGCGCCUGCGUGAACACCGUCGGCACGUUCUACUGCAACUGCACGGCGGGCUACGAGGGCCAGUUCUGCAGCCUGCUGUCGGCCGAGCUGCCCGAUACCGAGGUGAAGCCACUGACAUACGUGGGGCCCGUGGAGAUCAUUGGCAUCGGAGUGCUGGCGUUCGUCGUGCUCGUCCUGCUCCUGCUGCUGGCCAUCUUCCGCAAGCAGAUCCUCCGCAAGGACUGGGCACGGGCCGAGGCCGUGGGCAUGUCCACCGAGGCCAGCUUCAUGCUGCACAAGACGGGCACCGGGGCCGAGGGCAUCGAGUUCAAGGCCGUCCGAGUCGCUGGGACCACAGGGGGCGCCGCCGCAGCCGCCACCGUGGGUCACCAGGGUCAACGCUCGGGCGGUCUCUAUGGAAACGAAGGCCCGCCGCAAGUCCUGGUGCGACCCACGGGCUACACGACGCCCCACGGCCCCUCGGGCGACGGCCGCAUAAGCCCCGACCUGGACAAGACAGAGUCGUCCUCGGCGACGACGAGCGGACUGGCCACACUUUCCUACCCGCCACUGGUCAGCCGUUUCCAGGCUGACGCGGCGGCACCUCAUUUCCUGGACAGUGGUGUGGGCCGCAGGGGCGUGGCUGUGUGCAGCGUUGCACCACACCUCCCUGCCAUCCUGCCUGGCCACUCGGAGCGCAGUCCUGUCCACAAGCCCCCCUGGGAAAGGGACGCGUAUGACUAUGAGGACGCUGACACCGAGGAGGGGAACGAUGAGGACGACGAUGAUGGGACUGAGGGGACGGAGGAGGAGAGCCAGGAGAGCGGGUCUCUGGAGUGGCAGCACAUGCCCUACCGCCCCGACAGCAGAGCCAGCGGAGCCAGACCGCAGGAUGUGUCUAACUUGGUGGAGGAGGUGACAUGUUUCUCAGAUAACAAUUCCGAGGCGCGUUCGCUUCGUUCGUUCCAGUCGGACUCCUGCGAUGAUAACGCUUCCAUUGUAACGGUCAUUCGACUGGUCAAUGACACAGUGGACACCAUUGAGAACGAAGUGGCCACCCUGGGGGAGAUGCAGAGCUAUGGAGUCAAUGCUCAUCAACAGCAUCAGCGUGACGAUCAAAUUUGUGUUGAGUUCGUCAAAGAAUACUUUGUGAAUUCAUACCACUGGGAGACAUCAGAGUGGGUGCCGGAUCCGUGUUUGCCCAGCGUUAAGAUGCCCCCUCAGUUCCGCCCCGAGCGUCCACCCUCCAGGCACCCCAGCCAUGCCGACAACCUCUCCCUCUCCAAAGAUUUCCCUCUGAGGGCGUUCAACAACGACGACGACGAUGACGUUCUGGAUUACCGUACAUCUGUGCACGAUGUGGAGGAGUGUUCGUCCCCCGUCUAUGAGGAGUACGGGGAUCAGGACCUUUACGACACACUGCCCGCCACGCGGCCCCUCUACCCGGGCGGGUACCCGUGCGAGGGCAGGGGCAGAGGGAGGUCCAGCCUGAGUACUAGCCCCUGCCCCAGCCCCGGCCCUAGCCAGGCCUGCUACCUGACUGGCUCGUUGUACCUGCCGCCGCUGCGGGCCUGGGACGAGCGACCGCAAAGUUGGGCGCCGGAGGUGCCACCACUGCGAGCAGGCAGCCUGCGCGAUGUCGGGGCGCUGCUGGGCCGCGCGUCCAGUCCCAGGCCCCGCCGCAUUCCUAGCAGCCUGCGGAACCCCCAGAGCUCCGUCCGGGACCUGACAGAGUACAGCCACCUGCGGACCCCCCAGGGUUCUGUCCGAGACUUGGCACAGUACGGUCAUCAGGGUUCGGUCCUAGACUUGGCACAGUACGGUCAUCAGGGUUCUGUCCGAGACUUGGCACAGUACGGUCAUCAGGGUUCGGUCCGAGACUUGGCACAGUACGGUCAUCAGGGUUCGGUCCGAGACUUGGCACAGUGCGGUCACCAGGGUUCUGUCCGAGACUUGGCACAGUACGGUCACGUGCAGAUGCCCCAGGGAUCUGUCCGAGACCUGUCGCAGUAUAGUCACCUACGAACCCCCCAGGGUUCCAUUCGGGAUCUGUCCCAGUACUGCCGCAGGUACUAAGCCCUUCUCCAGGCACUCCGAGUGCAGCUCCAGCAGCUCAGCACAGCUGCUGCAGCAGAGCCUGUGCUCACCACACACCACACCACACCACACCACACCACACCAAAGUCAAGGGGCCUGUAUACACCAGCCACACAUAAUGACUGAAAAAUACAAUAUAUCUGCAAUGUACUGUAAAAAAAGCGUCUGUUAGAUUAGUACAGUAAAUGUAAUUGUUUUGUAUGGACAGUGGGAGCAGAUUGGUGAUGGGGAAGGGGGAUUAACUGGAACAGAGAGGAAGUGUGUGUGUGUGUGUAUGAGUGGAGCUGGUAUUUGAUUUCGCUCUAAAGAGAACAAAAAUCUUCCACUCCACCAAUUCAUCUCCGUCCACAGCCAGUCCAGGUGGGAACCACCAGCCUCGGACUACGCCGGCCCCGAGUGUGGCUGAUCAAGGCCCCGAGUGUGGCUGAUCAAGUCCAAUAUUUAAAGUCUACAUAGAUGAGAAAGAAAUAACGAGA